This is a messenger RNA of Spodoptera frugiperda (fall armyworm), 956 nucleotides long. RefSeq names its product DNA replication complex GINS protein PSF3 (gene Psf3). NCBI's taxonomy places the organism in Eukaryota, Metazoa, Arthropoda, Insecta, Lepidoptera, Noctuidae. The coding region runs from base 106 to 690 and encodes 194 amino acids. The record is from RefSeq and is a predicted model, not a curated record. Gene Ontology annotation, cellular component: GINS complex. Gene Ontology annotation, biological process: mitotic DNA replication initiation. The transcript has 3 exons.
AGUGUCAGUUUAGAACUGUCAAUAGCGUCAAUUUUAAGCGGCCGAAUUUAAUUUGUUUUUGUAGAAAUAAAACUUUUAAUUUAUCAAUUUAGUUCACUGCUAAAAAUGGAGAAUAGUGGUUAUCUUUCAAUAUCGGAUAUCUUAGUUACUAAUGAGAAAAUUCCAUGUAAAUUCCUUCAUGAUUUACCAAAAAUGGGUUUCUUGGAUCCAUCGGCCUCAGAAGACGAUUUGAAAGCUGGCACAAAUGUAGAAAUACCGCUGUGGUUAGCUGAAUCUUUACACUCAAGAAGACCGCCAUUGGUUGCGGUGGAUUUACCAAAAAUUUAUAAAGAUUCGUAUAGAGAAAUUCUAAACGCUGAUGCUUGUACCGUAGAUAUGCACAAAUUAAGUCAAUAUUUCUAUGAAUUUGGAUGUUACAUAGCAAAGCAUGACAUCAAGGGGGAAGUUUCCAAUACUCUUAUCAAUACCUUCAGACAAAGAUUCAGGAUGCUGUUGUCAGCCAGUGUGUCGACAGACUCAGUGGGGGCUAUACAGCCUCUGUCAGUCAGCGAACGACUGCAGGCUGCAGCAGCUGCCAAUACUGAGAAAGCCCUCUCAGAAUGGCUACAAAGAGGAGACAGCAUACUCACUACUGCAAACAUGGUUGCUAACCACAGAAAACGGAAAAGAGCUGAAAUGGAGAUGCAUUGAUUACAAACUUAGAACUAUAAUAAAUAUAAAUUAAGACUACUGUUUUGAUUUUCCUUAUGAAAUGUUGUUGUAUACUUGAUUUGCUUGUACAGUAGUUAAAUGACAGUAAUCUUAAUAAAUAUAUUAUUGUAAGAAGAAAAAUUAUCAAUUGAUUAAUAAGUAAAGAAGUGUUUUUGCCUUAGUAAUUAAUAAGAUGUUGUAAUGAGAUAUAACAAUGACUGAUUGGAAGAUGUUGAAUGAAUAUAGUAAUAUAAUUAUGUAACAAA